This is a messenger RNA of Rhododendron vialii, 792 nucleotides long. RefSeq names its product cold shock domain-containing protein 3-like. Gene Ontology annotation, cellular component: cytoplasm. Gene Ontology annotation, biological process: positive regulation of cytoplasmic translation. The record is from RefSeq and is a predicted model, not a curated record. Gene Ontology annotation, molecular function: zinc ion binding; single-stranded RNA binding; mRNA binding. Lineage: Eukaryota; Viridiplantae; Streptophyta; Magnoliopsida; Ericales; Ericaceae. The coding region runs from base 97 to 513 and encodes 138 amino acids. The transcript has a single exon.
GGUAGAGAAGAAUUUUACCCGAAAUUUGGUUUAUCUUGGAGGUUUUUAGGUUCCCUUUGUUUUGGGAGGAGAGUUGGUAGUUCAAUUGAUAUAUCAAUGGCGGAGGAGACAUCGAGAGGUGGCCACAGCAGUGUUUAUGCGCUUGGUAGCGGCAGUGGGGGAGGCGCUGGUUGCGGGUUGAACAGCGGCGGGGGUUGUGGUACUUGUGGGGAGAGUGGGCACUCAGUGAGGGAGUGUACAAGUGGAGACCCCUUGUUCUUACAAAGAGGGGAAAGGGUUUACAAAGCUUGUUAUAACUGCGGCUCUAUCGAUCACUUGGCGAGAGAAUGCAAUCGUGGCCGCGGUGGUGGAGGGGCGUGCUAUACUUGCGGGGGACAAGGCCACUUGGCAAGGGAGUGCCUGAGUGGUGGAGGGGCAUGCUAUACUUGCGGGGGUCAAGGCCACUUGGCAAGGGAGUGCCCGAGGGGUGGAGGUGGUGGUGGUGGUGGAAGAUUCGGUGGCAGUGGAAAAUGAUAAUGCCCUAAUAAGUCAGGAGCUUGAAAAAGAGUAAUCGGAUUGAUUGAUCUCUUUUUCUUACCUUCUUUUGUUGCCUUCUAUUUACGGAGAAAGCUAAUUCUGUUCAGCUUUUCUUUUUGGUGGGUUAUAGGUUGGAUUUUUCUUUUGACAAAAUGGGUGCCCAAACCAAUAUGCUCGAACCUCGCCUAAUCUUAUAAUACCAAUCUCAUCGGUUUCCUCAUUGAUGCACUUCUCAAUUGCUAUGCUUUUGGUAUAUCAGUGAAUUUCAUUUUUUCA